Molecule: messenger RNA, 1929 nt
Organism: Lachancea lanzarotensis
Lineage: Eukaryota; Fungi; Ascomycota; Saccharomycetes; Saccharomycetales; Saccharomycetaceae
Gene: PBS2
Product: LALA0S11e05358g1_1
Exons: 1
Coding region: 1-1929 (642 amino acids)
Biological process (GO): cellular hyperosmotic response; MAPK cascade; protein phosphorylation
Molecular function (GO): ATP binding; MAP kinase kinase activity
Source: RefSeq, a predicted model, not a curated record
AUGGAACCUACUGGGUCCGGAGCAGAAAGUGCGGAACUGAGAAGAUCAGGAUCGACUUCGUCGUCGAAUUACAGCAAUCUCAACGCGAAUUUGCAUGCUCGAGUGAAAGCAUUCCAAGAACAACGACAACUAAAGCGAAAUGGGAGUGUGGGCUCUGCAGGGAACGGAUCAAACGUAAAUGUAUCAACCAGAGCAGCAGAAGCGGCGUCAGGGACGUCUUCUGGAACGCUAAAUUCAAAUUCCAAUGCCAAGAUUGCUACCGGCGCUGCGCAUACCAAUGGGACUCAUAGGACUGGUGGCGGUGAAGGACCACACAUAGACGAUGCCAGAAGUGUGGUGAAGGAUCCCGAACCGCAAAAUAUCGAUAAGAUCGUUAACAAACCGUUGCCUCCGCUUCCUCCUUCCAGCAAGGAGAGCGGACACGUGCUUAGCCCGAUCAGAAGAGCCCCCAGACCUCCUUCCAUGGCUGCUGCUGGUGCUAUGGGACUGUCUGGAGCACCAGGGGUACCCAGAGCUCCACCUCCUGUUCCUAGCGGCGGCACCUUGAAACCCAGUUCUCCAACAGCCACAACGCCAAAGGUGAAACCCAGUUUGAGCGCUAGACGUGGUCUGAAAUUACCCGCAGGCGGGAUGUCGCUCAAGAUGAAGCCCGCGGCUGCUCCUACAGCUGCCACCGCGGCCCAGGAGUUUGCAGGAGCACCCUCGAACCGUGCUCCUGCGGGAAUAGCGAAUAAUAGAAGCAACCCUGGUUCUCUAGUUAAUGGAGUAUCGACAACCUCCACUUCCUCAGGCCAGCAACGCGAUACCGAAGGCACGGAACCACAACAAGAUACACAACAACAACAGAGUCGGAGUGGCUCAAAUGGGCUUUUCACCAAUUUUUCCAAAUAUGUCGAUAUCAAAUCGGGGUCGCUUAAUUUCGCAGGCAAAUUAUCACUAAGUUCUCAAGGUGUUGAUUUUAGCAAUGGCUCCAGCUUCCGCAUUACUCUAGAUGAAUUAGAGUUUCUAGGGGAACUGGGACAUGGAAACUACGGGAAUGUGUCUAAGGUUUUACACAAGCCUACCAAUGUCAUAAUGGCUAUGAAAGAAGUGAGGUUAGAAUUGGACGAGUCUAAAUUUACACAAAUUCUUAUGGAGCUGGAGGUCUUGCACAAAUGUCAAAGUCCCUACAUUGUGGACUUUUACGGGGCCUUCUUCAUUGAAGGCGCUGUCUACAUGUGCAUUGAAUAUAUGGACGGUGGAUCUCUAGACAAAAUUUACGAUAACGAUACUUUGGGAGGCAUAGACGAACCUCAGCUAGCCUCGAUCACCUACGCCAUAAUCCAAGGUCUCAAAGAAUUGAAAGACGUGCAUAACAUCAUACAUCGCGACGUGAAGCCCACAAAUUUGUUGUGCUCGGCCGCCCAAGGAACCGUGAAGCUCUGUGAUUUUGGUGUUUCCGGAAACCUAGUAGCAUCUUUAGCCAAAACGAACAUUGGCUGUCAGUCCUACAUGGCGCCAGAGCGCAUAAAGUCUUUCAACCCUGAUAAAUCGACGUACUCGGUGCAGUCCGAUGUCUGGUCUUUGGGGUUGAGUAUUUUGGAAAUGGCAAACGGUGCAUAUCCUUAUCCCGUCGAAACCUUUGACAACAUUUUUUCUCAACUUAGUGCUAUUGUUGAUUCACCUCCUCCAAAGUUGCCCAAAGGAAAGUUCAGUCCCUUGGCACAAGACUUCGUCAACAUGUGCUUACAGAAAAUUCCCGAGAGAAGGCCCACAUAUGCUGCUCUGGUUGAACACCCAUGGCUGAAGAAGUAUAGAAAUUUUGACGUCAACAUGAGCGAAUAUAUUGGCUCACGACUGGAGAAAAAGUGGCAUGCUACUGGAGCCGAUGGGGUGAGCGGAAUAACUAAAAAUAACACUGUUCCUGCGCUUCACAAGGGCGGCCUGUAA